Messenger RNA from Phytophthora sojae, 480 nucleotides. RefSeq lists its product as hypothetical. Bases 1 to 480 code for a protein of 159 amino acids. Lineage: Eukaryota; Oomycota; Peronosporomycetes; Peronosporales; Peronosporaceae. Gene Ontology annotation, biological process: box C/D snoRNP assembly. The transcript is spliced from 3 exons. The record is from RefSeq and is a predicted model, not a curated record.
AUGCAGGACCAGCAGCAGCAGCAGAAGCCUCCGUCGUUCCCGAACCUGCCCAAGAGCGCCUUGUUCUCGAAGCUCGAAGCGUUCCUGCCUGUGAUGGCCGAAGAGAACAAGAAGCUGAGCGAGGCGGUGGCAGCGGGCGAGGGCGCCAAGCACAACAUCGAAGUGGAGGAGGCCGAGGAGCAGAACAGCGAAGAUGCAGACGACGCGAUGACGGGCAGCGACGACAAGAAGCAGGAGGACGCCAAGGCGCCCGUGAUCGAGAUGAACUUUGCGCUGGGUACGAUGGACGAGAACGACAGCGACGGUGAAGACGCCGAUGCCGCCGACACAGAGGCACAGAUCAAGGCCGCGACGACCGCAACAGUAAUUGGCGCGAGCGCAGGGUCGAAGCAGCAGCAAGAGGAGGAGAACUCAUCAUUCCAGAUGCGAAUCGAAAAGCCGAGCAACAAGCCGCGCCCGGUGAUCCAGGAGCUGAAUUGA